UAUUUGCUGGUUGUAUUGACACAGCCUCUUAGCGAAACGGCUGCAUCAUUUUAUUCCCUGAUAAAAGCUAUGUCAGAUACUAUUUUAAGAACCAUAUGGAGUGUAGCCUGACCUCAACCAGCGCGAUAGUAACGAUGGCGUCCGCAAAUGCCACAUAUGGACAGAAGGAGUCCACGGACCAGAACUUUGAUUACAUGUUUAAAAUCCUCAUCAUUGGCAACAGCAGUGUAGGAAAGACUUCCUUCCUUUUCCGCUAUGCAGAUGACUCAUUCACACCAGCCUUUGUGAGCACGGUGGGCAUCGACUUCAAGGUCAAGACCAUCUACAGGAACGACAAGAGGAUAAAGCUGCAAAUCUGGGACACCGCUGGACAGGAGCGCUACAGGACAAUCACCACAGCUUACUACAGGGGAGCCAUGGGCUUCAUCCUCAUGUAUGACAUCACCAACGAGGAGUCCUUCAACGCUGUGCAAGACUGGUCGACCCAGAUCAAGACAUACUCGUGGGACAAUGCUCAGGUGCUCUUGGUGGGGAACAAGUGUGACAUGGAGGAUGAACGAGUGGUGGCUGCAGAGAGGGGCCGGCAGCUGUCAGAACAGCUGGGUUUCGAGUAUUUUGAAGCAAGCGCCAAAGACAACAUCAACGUGAAGCAGACCUUUGAGCGGCUGGUGGACAUCAUCUGCGAGAGGAUGGCAGAGAGCCUGGACAACAACGACCCGACUGUCACUGGAGCUAAACAGGGCCCAGAGCUCAACGAGCAGCCUCAGAGGUCCCAUCAGGAUUGUGCUUGUUAAACACAACUACACACACACACACACACACACACACACACACACACACACACACACACACACACACACACAUACACAUAAACGCACACACUGUCUGCUGUCCUGAAGUCCUCACACCUUUAAAAAAUUGUUUCAGUUUGUCUCUUGCUGUCUCAUAAACACAUACACAAAUUAAUCACACACAAACACUGCCAUACUGAGUCACACAACCUGGCUGCUUUAAUUCUCCACCCCUCUCACUACACUAAGAGCACCGUCCACGUGGGCCGCUGGCUUUCCCCAAAGAUUUGGUGUUUUCAGAGAAGUCAUCUGAAAGUUGUUGUUCAUUUUGAGGAACACAGGAAAUAUGUGAUUGUAGUCAUUUAGUCAGAGGGGUGAAGAAAGUUCAACAAAGGCAUCAACAAUCCCAAGUUUUAUUUCAUACUCAUAUAUACAUACACACACACACACACACACACACACAAUAUACUGUAUGUCAACAGAAUUAUAAAAGGCCAGUAAAGGCUGAGACUCCAUCAUUCCUUAUUGACGUGUCUGCAUUAGGGGUUUAACUCUAAAAGGCUGGGAAGGAUGGAUAUUCUCCACCUCCCAGUCAGUCAAGUCCCACUCAGCACUUGGAUACAAAUCAUUGCAGUUGUUUAACUUUUAGUCCCAUUGAGAAUAUAUGUUUGUUGCAGUGGAUAGAGUUGAUGGUUAUUUUAAAAAUGUUUUUGAGUUGGUUGGGUGUGGUUUUAAGCAUGUGAAAUGUCCCGUCCUUCCAAGUGUUGUGAUUGAGUUUCUACAGAAUUAUUACGGUCCAGGUUUGACGUCCAAACAGGGUCAUUUGAGAGUUUCUCAUAAUUCAAAUUUUAGGAGUGAAUGCAAGAAUAGCAAAGGCCAUGCAUAUCAGUUUGCUAGUCAGUUUGUUGUAGGAUUCAUAUUGGGCACCUUCCCAGAUUUAAAAUAGUUUUUUUGUUUUUUUUUGUUUUUUUUUUCUGUUAGCGAGAGUGCUCCAUGGAUGGCAGUGUGAGUCACAUGGUUUGUCCAGCCUUUAAAACCAGUUUGGUCCAGUGUAAAGAGCUGCAGAGCCUCUGGGGCACACUUUUUUACUUUUGUUACUAUUUUUUAAGACAUGACUAAACAAAAGGAUAAGGGAUGUCUUUUACCACACGGAGAAGAGUGUAUAAAUGUUUCAAAGUCAAUAAAUGUGCAUUUUUAAAUGCAUAUAUAAUAUAAAUAGAUAUAUAAUUAACAUAUUAUACAAUCCAAAUGAUUUGGAAUGUUGGAUUCCUACCUGUGCUUUAGUGAGAGGUGCAUGUUGUCAAUGUUUUUAACUGAUGAUGGUCGACUGGAUGGUUAUUUGUAUGAGCUGCUGUCUGAAUUUAAAGUCCGUCUGUCCCACAGUUUCAGUACCAACUGGGGCUAAAGGUUUCACAUGUUAAGCCCAUGGCCCCUUCUUAUUGUAUUAACUUUCAUUCACUGCAUACAGUGUGCACCAUGCACUCACUAGAAAGGCAUGUGAUUCGGUGUGAGCACUGGUACACCACAGAGCUGCCAUCUCCAUCAACAGUCUCUUACAGUACGUCAUGGCAGAUGACAUUUCCAUCUUUGUUUUGGGAGGAACAUGAUGUUUUGAAGCAUGUUAAAUGUCAAAUUGUUUGAGUUUCAUUUCUCUCUCUGAUGCUAAGAUUAGGGAUUUGUCUGCUCAUGUAUACGGUACAAAAACCUCCUGUAAAUCAUGCGUUCACAGAUGUGCUGAAGCAUGCGAAAAUAUUUUCAACACCUACAUAAUUCCAAAAGAAUACAACUUACAACUUAUUUAUUUUGUAUUAUUUAUUACUUAAUUUAUUUUUAAGAUAGGGUUCUUCCUAGAUUAUGCAUUGCAAUCUGCACUUGACUUUUUAAAGAGAUGUUCAAUAGUAUUCAAUAUCUUAAACUGCUCCAGCUUUCAAAUGAAAAUGUAUUUGUGUUUACAGAAAGUACAAAGCUUCCCUGAGAGGAAAGUCAAACAUUCCAGUGUAAGAGCCUCUUAUCAUGUCCACGCGGCUUUGGUGGGAAGUUUAUUUGUCUUUUAAUAUCAGUUAUGUAACUUUAAAGACUUGGUAGUGUAGAGGCUGACUGUUUUCACAGAGCAAUAGCAGUUCUUACUCUCCACACCCAAAUAUCAGCAAUGUACAACCCUGAAUUGAAGGUCUGUAAUACACAUACCGUGCAGUAUGUGGGUGUGUGAAUGUACAUUUUGUACAAACACAGUCGUAAUAAUCGUUCUUCCCAAAGAGGUCUUGACAAUAAAUUUAGAGCCAAAAAGAGUGCUUAGUACACUUUUGUUAGACUCAUCAGGUAACGUUUUCCUACUUUGUGCUGUAGCUUGAAAAUGGGGAAAUGUUUUGGGAAGUAAACUGAAUACUCUGAACACUUCAUUAAACGAGUGAUGAUUCUUACGACAUUGGUUCACUUUUAACUUGUUUGUUGAAUUUUUGUUACUUUUAUUUAUCGUGUUUUGCUACAGCUGUAAACUUGCCGACAACUUAGGAACAAGCAUCUGUCCUGUUCAACUCUCCUUCCCUGUCAUAAAUAACCCUUGUAAAUAGAAAUUUUCUGCCCGUUGGGUAUUAGUGUGUGAAUUGUGCUGUAAUUCUGUAAUGCCAGAUUUGCUAAAAUGAGGAAUCAAUAAAGAAAUUCUAAAUGCUGGA
Lates calcarifer (barramundi perch) is the source of this 3463-nucleotide messenger RNA. RefSeq names its product RAB3A, member RAS oncogene family, a (gene rab3aa). Gene Ontology annotation, cellular component: synaptic vesicle; plasma membrane; axon. The transcript has 5 exons. Gene Ontology annotation, biological process: regulation of exocytosis; axonogenesis; protein secretion. Bases 96 to 794 code for a protein of 232 amino acids. NCBI's taxonomy places the organism in Eukaryota, Metazoa, Chordata, Actinopteri, Centropomidae. The record is from RefSeq and is a predicted model, not a curated record. Gene Ontology annotation, molecular function: GTP binding; GTPase activity.